UCAGAAGUAGCAGAGAUAAAAGGAGAAAGCAAGAAAUAAUUCAAAUGCAGAAGGCAAUUCAAGUCUCUGCAGCAAUUCUCAAUAGCGUUAUAUAUAGAAAUCAGAUCAGUCAUUGUUUUCGAGCCUGCUAAAUAAAACUGGACUGCUGGAAUGGCAUGCCACUUGACCUCUCAGGACUACCACAGCAGUAUUUAACUGGUGCAAAGGGAGCAAGCACUCUUGCAAGUGUCUCCUGCUUACAUGCCAGAUUCCCCUGACAGUUCCCACAAUGUUCAAAAGGCACAAGUCCCUGGAACGCAAGAGGGAAUUAUUAUCCCAGGGACUUCCACAGUCCACAAUGAAGAACAAUACAAGAAAUUUCCACUCUCUGUCACAACUUGUGCUCUCAGCAGGCCAGCUGAAAACAGCUCGAGCAGUCAAACUUUCAAAAACAACUCACUUUGAGAUUGAAAUACUGGAUGCUCAUACAAGAAAACAGAUAUGUGUUGUGGAUAAGGUAACUCAAACUUCAACUAUUCAUGAUGUCAAACAAAAGUUUCACAAAGCAUGUCCAAAGUGGUACCCUUCCAGAGUUGGCCUACAACUAGAAUAUGGUGGCCCUUUUUUGAAAGACUACAUCACUGUUCAAAGUGUUGCAGCUUCGUCAAUUAUCACACUCUAUUUUACAGACUUAGGUCAACAAGUCAGUUGGACAACAGUCUUUUUGGCUGAGUUCUCGGGACCUCUACUAAUAUACCUUCUUUUCUACUUGAGGAGCUCAUACAUAUAUGAUGUGAAGGAGAGCUCUCGGCGGCCUCGACACCCUGUGGUACACUUGGCUUGCUUCUGCCAUUGCAUCCACUACAUCCGACACCUUCUGGAAACUUUAUUUGUCCAUAAAGUUUCUUCAGGACACAGUCCUACGAAAAACUUGAUAAAGGGAUGUGCAUUUUAUUGGGGAUUCACUUCUUGGAUUGCAUAUUAUAUUAAUCACCCAAGAUAUACACCACCUUCAUUUGGAAACAGACAAAUAACAAUAUCUGCUAUCAGCUUUCUGAUUUGUGAAGCUGGAAAUCAUUUUAUCAAUACAGUGUUGGCUCAUCCCAGUCACACAGGAAGCAAUGCCUGUUUUCCAAGUGCAAAUUAUAACCCCUUUACAUGGCUCUUUUUCCUGGUUUCCUGUCCCAACUACACCUAUGAGAUUGGAUCCUGGAUUAGUUUCACAGUCAUGACACAAACACUUCCAGUUGGUAUUUUUACAAUUUUAAUGAGCAUCCAGAUGUCUAUGUGGGCACAAAAGAAGCAUAAGAUGUAUCAGAAGAAAUUCAACUCCUAUGUGCAUAGGAAAUCAGCAAUAAUUCCAUUCAUAUUAUAAGAAAAGGUAGCUAUUCUCAUCUGAGCAAGAAAGGCAGCAUAGGAAUUCAAUAAUAAAGACUUAGAAAAAGAUGACCAGCUAUUAUGAUACAACUAUUGAUUGCAACAAUAUUUUUAAUAAAAGAAAAUUGUGAUGGAAUUUAGCUAAAUUUAUAUUAUGAGCUAGGGUUAAUCAACAGGAGGAGUUAAACUAGGCGUGAUGAGUCAUGCUGAAUAAAAGCACACUUAAACUUGAACCAGGAGGUCUGCCAUGAGUGUGAAAUCAUAUUAGAUUAUGAAGGAGAGCCCAUCUUACACUUAAAAAUGAGAGGAUGAAAAGCAGAAGUUAUCAAUAUAAAGAUUAAAAAUAGCAUUGAAUUAUUUGCAAGAGCUUGAUCCUAAAAUAAAUAGUCAUAUUACAUGAAUAUUUCAUAGCACUAUUUCAUAAGGUAAUUGAAUUAUCUGAUUUCUGGUCUAGUGAGCAGGCUCAGUGCUUAAGAGCUUUUUUUUUCUAUCUUCUGAGAACUUUCCAUAUUGUAUUUAAGCCUUAGAAACCUCCUUCAUUAUUCCCUUGGACUUUGUUGCAUUUUUUUGGUUGAUAUUUUUCUAGUUUUACAUUGAUAUACAAUUAAACAUUUUAAUAGGUGAUUAUAAUUGUUACUUGAGAAAUGUCAUCUUUAAAUUAGGUGAUUAUUGUGUGACACUCAAAAGAGCAACUUAAAUACCAUCACUUCCCUGAAAGAAACUGCAGACCCCAGACUACAAUAAAAUUAACAAUUUGUGUUCCUACAUCCAAAUGUAUUUAUUUUUUUUUUGAAAAGGUAUACUAAAGCUUGAUAGAUACAUCUUGGUUUUAAUAAUGAAAAAAAGUAGUACGGGUCAUAUAAAUACAAAGAAUUUAAGGUUACUAAUGAAAACCAAUUAAAUGCAUGUAAUGAAAACAAAACUAAGUUUAUUCCACUCACCAUGGUUUUAUUCCUUUGGCUAUAUGGAACAUAAUGGACAAAUACAUAGUACCCAACCCACAAGUAAAUAUUUAAAAGUCUGACUCCACUUCAGUGGAUCUUCCCUGGAGCCAUCUCUCUGUUAUAAGAUUCAAGAAUGCAUUUCCUCUUCAUCUCUAGCAUUUUACAACAGUGUUCUUUAUUUGAAGAAUUAAAAAUUCAAAAAUUUAAAGCAUAUCAUGACUAGUUGGAGAAAUGUGUAAUUAUUUAUGUCCCAUGGCACUUUCACAGAUCAUGUUUUCCAUUAAUUUGUUACCCUGUAGUUGUAUUCCAUAUAUUCAAAGAAGUGUGAGUUUAGUGUGUCUUCCUGAAGAAAAAAAUACUCUUUGAGACUGGACAGGUUGGUCCCUUCUAUCAUGGCAAAACUUACUAUCGCUUCAUUUUAUCAAGAUCUGUACAUUGUAAAUAUAUAUUGCUUUUAUUGUUAAUAAAAAGCUGAUUGGCCAAUAGCGGGCAGGAAGAGAUUGGUAGAGACAGCCUGAGAUAGACAGAAUGCUGGGAUGAGGAAGGUCAGAGUCCUUCACAAACAGAGGAAGCAGGACAUGUAGACAAUGAUGCAACAAGCCAUGAGCCACGUAGCAGAGGGUAGAUAAGAAAUGUGGGUUAAUUUAAAUGUAAGAGUUAGCUAGUAACAAGCCUGAGCUAUCAACUGAUCAUUUAUAAUUUAUAAUAAGUCUCCGAAUCAUUUAUUUGGGAAGUGGUUGCUGGUUAUUUGGGAGCAUGCAGUCAGGAAAGGGAAACUCCACCUAACCCAUUCAAAGAAAAACAAUCAGUCAUAUUCUUAAGCAGGAGAGGAAAAUAAAAUUGAACAUGCCUCAGAUUCCAUAUUUAUAUCACUUAAAGCAAUGCUUAGUAUGACUUUAGACAACCAGUAGGUUUCAUGUACUGUUUGAAGUUUGUUGCAAAUGGAUUUUUCCACUUUUUGAAUUAGAUACUUUAUGGAUUAUAUACUAAAAUUUUUGACAGUUAAAAUUGUUGGGUUUUAUAAAAUAGGAAACAGUUUCUAAUACUAAAAAAAAUUACAUUUAGAAAGAACAGUAUAGUUAUCUAAUCUAACUAAUAGUUUUUAUGCAAGUUUGCUGAGAAUAAGACUUUAUCCCAUAACAAUUUCCAAAAAAUUAAAGUUUUUUAUUAUUUCUUUAAUUAAGAAUAUUUUUUAUUCAUAUUACAUACCAAUCACAGAUCCCCCUCUUCCUCCUUCCACCCCUCCAGUCUCCCCCACCCCCACCCCCUCAUUCCCUCCUACAAGAAGGUAAGGCCUCCCACGGAAAGUCAGCAGAGCCUGGUACAUUCAGUAGGGGCAGGCCCAAGCCACCUCCCCUGACUCAAGGCUGUGCGAGGUGUCCCACCAUAGGUAGUGGGCUCCAAAAAGCCAGUCCAUGCACCAGGGAUGGAUCCUGAUUCUACUGCCAGGGGUCCCUUAAGCAAAUCAAGCUACACAAACUGUCUCACUUAUGCAGAGGAUCUAGUGUAGUCAGGUUUCUCCAGUCCACUUAGCCUCUGCAGGCCUGUGGAUAUUUAUAAAAUAAUCAUUCAGAGGCUUAAUAUUAAUUACUAAUUGCACGACCUUGCUAGCUAGCUCUUAAAACUUAACCCAUUUUUAUUAAUCUAUAAGUUGCCACGUGGCUGUGGCUUACCGGUACUUUUACAUCUUGCUUCUGGUAGUGGCUGGUGUCUCUCCUCCCUCUCCUUUCUCCUUUCACUAUCUCUUUUGGAUCUUCCUGGCUGACUCCAUCUUGCCCUGUCAUAGGCCAAUGCAACUUUAUCAACCAAUCAGAGCAACACAUUCACAGUGUACAGAAAGACAUCCCAUAGCCUAGUCCAGUCCCGUGGAGGCUUCACAGGUGUUGGCCUAUAUUUCAUGAGUGCCCACUAUUUUGGUUUGGUUGCCUCUGUAGAUUUCCGCAUCAUGAUCUUGAUGCCCCUUGCUCAUAGAAUCCAAUCCCUCUUCUUUCUCUUCGACUGGAUUGGACUCCUGGAGCUCUGCCUAGUGUUUAGCUGUGGAUCUUUUCAACUUCCAUUUUAACAUAUCACAAUUUAUGUCAAAUAUAUUUUUUAAAAAGUAGCUAGAGCUAUAGACACAAAAACAUCAACAACCAUACCUGCCCUCAUUGCCACAGUAGAGUGAUUCUCAACCUCACCCAACAUCAUUUAAUACACAAAUUACUACAAGUGUGGCAUAUUUAGUUUUGUUUGCUGGAUUUUCUUUUAUUGAUAAACAGUUUUAUAUAAUGUAUUCUAAUAAUGAUUUUCCUGUCCAAACUCCUCUCAGAACUCCCAUCCUCCCCAUCUCUUUAUAUCCACAACUACAUGCCUCUUCUUUCUCUCUUUUCCCUGUCAGUGCCGUGACCCUAUCUGGCUUGGAUCUGUUGGUCUUGUGUUUGCUGCAGUGUCUGUGAGUUCAGAUGGUGUCAGCCCUGAUGAGUUUUGAAGACUCUGCUUCCCUGGAGUUUUCUGUCACUUUUAGCUAUUACAAUCUCUCCACCUUCUCAUCAGCCUACAUCCCUGAGUCUUCAGGAUAGGGAUUUGCUUAAGUUAGUUAAAGCUUAUAUAUCUGUUUUUAAAUGAUGUAUCUAACACAUAAACCAAGGGAUAAAAUUCCUGAACUUGUUUGCAUAAUGACACAUAGUUUCAGCUCAAAAUAAAUUUACUGGUCUCAAUGCAGGUCAAAGUCAGCUAUUGGUUUAUGUCAAUUAUAGCAUUUUCACCCUAAAAUUAAAAAAAUUCAUUGAAUUAAUAAUAAUAAUCUCUUCUACUCAUAUUUUUUGUCAAAGCAAAAAAGGAAGGAAAGUCCUUUGGUUGUUUCAAGAUAUUCAAAGUGAUUAUAGCAAAUGUUGCUUUAUAAGUUCAAUUAAAGUUAUUUAUGCCAUCUGUUCAUAAUGAUAAUAAUUAAAAAUCAAGCUUUUUAAAGGCUGUGUAAAGCUAAUUUUUGCUCAGAUGUGUAUCAAAACCUAUAAUUAGCCUUCAUUUCAAGGAGC
This is a messenger RNA of Peromyscus californicus insignis, 5314 nucleotides long. It is a transcript of the gene Tecrl, whose product is annotated as trans-2,3-enoyl-CoA reductase like. The transcript has 12 exons. Bases 269 to 1354 code for a protein of 361 amino acids. The record is from RefSeq and is a predicted model, not a curated record. Gene Ontology annotation, molecular function: oxidoreductase activity, acting on the CH-CH group of donors. NCBI's taxonomy places the organism in Eukaryota, Metazoa, Chordata, Mammalia, Rodentia, Cricetidae. Gene Ontology annotation, biological process: very long-chain fatty acid biosynthetic process.